Messenger RNA from Pseudogymnoascus verrucosus, 609 nucleotides. RefSeq lists its product as uncharacterized. Lineage: Eukaryota; Fungi; Ascomycota; Leotiomycetes; Thelebolales; Thelebolaceae. Bases 1 to 342 code for a protein of 113 amino acids. The record is from RefSeq and is a predicted model, not a curated record. The transcript is spliced from 2 exons.
AUGCACCAAUUGCCGUCGUGUGUGUCGCUCCAUCCGCUUUCCGACCUCCGCGAUAUGCGUGACAGCCAUGCGCACAGCCUUACGCCAGCGAAUGAAGCCCUGCUGUUCUCCAUCUACUAUGCGGCAGUAACUUCGAUGGAGGAAGACGAUAUCAUAACUAACUUUGGUUAUACGAAAUCAGAACUGAGUCUUAAGUUCCGUCUCGGCCUAGAGCAUGCUCUGGCCAAGGCCGACUUUCUGAUCGUCUCUGACAUAGUCCUCCUACAGGCCUUUGUUAUAUUCCUUCUUCUCGUUCGCCGCCACGAUAGUCCGAGGUUUGUCGUCGGACUAUAUCUUCGUUAAAUCAGGCCACACAUGGGCUGUUAUUCAUGAAAAGUUUCAUCCAGACCUUGGUCCCGGGUCCCCACGAUCCGUGGCCAUGUGUGGCGACUAAGCACUCGUACCUCUCAAACGGAGUCAUCGGACCUUGAAUAUUGUCUGAUUUGAGAACCUUUAUGGGUGUAGAUGGCAAGGUACGGGUUGUUAGGCCGCCUUGUGGCAUACUUUCUGUGGUACUCAUAUCUUACCAAUUUAUUUUGGUUGGUUUAGACAUGACGGCGACGACAGGGG